Molecule: messenger RNA, 2305 nt
Organism: Triticum dicoccoides
Lineage: Eukaryota; Viridiplantae; Streptophyta; Magnoliopsida; Poales; Poaceae
Product: pentatricopeptide repeat-containing protein At5g50390, chloroplastic-like
Exons: 2
Coding region: 143-2167 (674 amino acids)
Biological process (GO): RNA modification
Molecular function (GO): zinc ion binding; RNA binding; protein binding
Source: RefSeq, a predicted model, not a curated record
UCCCUCUCUCUCGCCUCCCCCUCCACUUGCGCAAAACCCAACCCAGAACCCCCAAACCCUCGCCGUUCGCCUCAAAUCCACCACCAUUUCUCCAAAUUUCAGCUCACCCCCUUCCGAAUUCGGCUUGGUUUCCAAUCCACAUAUGGAGCUGCAGCUCACUCCCCUCCGCUGCCUCCCACUCCACUACCGCACCACCACCAAAGCCACGGCCACGGCAACGACCAACACCGUCUCCGCAUGCUCGGUGGAAUCUCAAGCGCUCAAGCCACGCCCGCAGCUCCCACGGCAGGCGCCCUUCCGCAGCCGCAGGCGCGGCAGCCCCGUCCAUCUCCCUUCCCUCUGCGCCGCCAUCGAGCGGCUGGUCGCCGAGGGGCGUCACCGGGAGGCUUGCGACGCGCUCCGGGACGCUCGCGCGGGCGCCCCCUUCGUGGCUCUGCCAGCGUCCACCUAUGACGCGCUGGUCACGGCCGCCUCCGCGUUGCGGGAGGCCGGUUCCGCGGCAGGGGUACUCUGGCACAUGGAGAGCUCCGGGUUCCAGCCCGACCAGUACAUGUGGAACCGAGUGCUGGGCAUGUAUUUGGUGUGCGGGAUGCUCGCGGAGGCGCGCGAGGUGUUCGAUGGAAUGCCGACCAGGAGCCGGGUCACCUGGGGGGUGAUGAUGGGCGGGCUGGUUGAUGCGAAGCGUCCCCGUGGGGCGCUGGCGCUGUUCGGGGAGCUCUGGGAGGUGGGUGUGGGUGCUGGGCCGAGGGUUGUCGUGGUGGCCGUCCGUGCGGCCACGGUGUUGGGGUCGGUGCACGCUGGACGGGAGCUGCAUUGUUGCGUUGCCAAGAUGGGGAUGUGCGAGGACCAAUACCUGCCAUGUGCACUCAUCGACAUGUAUAGUAAGUGCGGGCGGAUUGACGAGGCGAGGCGGGUGUUUGAUGGGAUACCAUGGAGGAGUGUCGUGGCGUGGAACACGAUGCUGGCAGCAUAUUCGCUCCAUGGGCGCAGUGAGGAGGCAUUGGACUUGUACCACGAUAUGUGCGAGAGUGGUGCCGGCUUGGAUCAGUUCACAUUCUCGACGAUGCUCAGGAUUUUCUCUAGGUUGGGUCUGCUGGAGCAUGCAAAGCAAAUCCAUGCGGGCCUGAUUCAAAGUGGACUACAAAUGGACAUUGUCGGGAAUACGUCACUUGUUGAUCUGUAUUGCAAGUGGGGUCAGAUGGAAGACGCAAGGCAUGUUUUUGAGAGGAUGCCUAGCAGGAACCUGAUAUCAUGGAAUGCUCUAAUAGCAGGGUACGGCUACCAUGGCAUGGGGAGUAAGGCUAUUGAGAUGUUUGAAAGACUGCUGGCUGAAGGCAUUGCUCCAAACCAUGUGACAUUUCUAGGAGUACUAAAUGCAUGUAGGUUUUCUGGCUUUAUUGACAAAGGGAAGAGGAUUUUCCAAUUGAUGACCCAAAAUCCAAAAACGAAACCACGUGCAAUGCACUACGCCUGUGUUAUCGAACUUUUUGGGCGGCAGGGGCUACUGGAUGAAGCCUAUUCAGUGAUAAGGAAAUCACCGGUCACCCCAACUGCCAACAUGUGGGGAGCCUUGCUCACUGCUAGUAGGAUGAACAAAAAUAUUCAGCUUGCUAGACUAGCUGCAGAGCAACUCUUGGCAAUGGAACCUCAGAAAGUAAACAAUUACAUUGUGCUUCUCAACUUGUAUAUGAACUCUGGGAAACGGGAUGAAGCUUUGACUGUAGUAAGCACCUUGAAGAGGGCGGGGUUAUCUAUGAGUGCUGCUUGUAGCUGGAUCACAGUCAAGAAAAAAGAUCACAGGUUUUUCUUUAAUGAUAGUCUCAAUCCCAAGAGUUCAGAAAUCUACCAAAGGCUAGAUACACUAAUGGAGGUGAUAAAAGAACUUGGUUAUGUUAUUGAGGAGGAUGAAUUGCUCCCUGAUAUUCUCCCUGAUGAGCAGAAGACAUUGAAAAUGUUCCAUAGUGAAAAACUCGCAGUUGCUUUUGGCCUUAUUAGCACAUCUCCAUCUGCUCCCUUGACGAUCAACCAAAGCCAUCGGCUGUGCCAUGACUGCCACAAUGUAAUCAAAUUUGUAACACAAGUUACGAAGAAAGAGAUUACCGUAAGAGAUGCUAGCAGGUUUCAUCAUUUCAAACUUGGAACAUGCUCUUGUGGUGACUACUGGUAGCUAGCAAAAAUACUGCUAAACAAAAUUUGCCGAUGGCCGAUGGUUCGGAGGUUCUGAAGCCAACUCUGGACUGGGAAAACUUGGAAAAGUAAAUUAGUAAUGUUUGAAGGUUCUGAAGCUAAACAAAAUUAGUCAGCA